Molecule: messenger RNA, 1048 nt
Organism: Capsaspora owczarzaki ATCC 30864
Lineage: Eukaryota; Filasterea; Ministeriida; Capsasporidae
Exons: 1
Coding region: 19-867 (282 amino acids)
Source: RefSeq, a predicted model, not a curated record
AUUUUUCAAAAAAAAAAAAUGUCUUUCAACGAUUUCACUCUCGCCGACCUCGCGUCGACAGACCCGAUCACAAAAGCCCUUCCAUUGACGAACGAGUCCCAUCCAGGCAAGCUCGAAGUGCAGAGCAUACGCAAGCUCGAUCGCCAAGCAGUACAAGUGGGGCUGGUGCAGCAGCUCAACAUGUCGACUCCCCUUGAGCAGGUUGCCGUGAAGCGCCUCUUGGACCUCGUAUUCAAACCGAGCCCGUACCAAUAUGACCAUACAACGGGUCGGCUUGACAUGAGCCAGGGCAGGGUUUUGUCGCAGGCGCUUCGGGCACUGUCCUUUGCACUUCCUGGGACGUUCAUUGACAAUGUUUCUCAGCUUCUGCUGCAGGACAGGGAAAUAGCGUCAGUCAUCACGCUGGAUCUCCAUGGCAAUUCCCUUCGUGACGAAGAUCUUCCAACAGUCGUCCAGAUUGUGCGGCUAUGCCGUCCACUGAUUGUCAACCUACGCUCAAACCGCUUCGGUUACGGUUAUCCCAACCCUGAAACAGCCGAGUUGCUUUGCCAGAUUUGCAAAGUGGACAGUGUCGUGUUCGUGGACAUUGCUGGCGAGAUGUUCACCGGCAGCGAUUGGCAGCCCCUGUAUCAAGUAUGGGAGCGUCACCUGUGGACAAAGCUAGUGUUCAUUCCUCUUCACUGGCUUGCAGGGCAUGACUGGGAGCAGACAGAUAUCUGUGGCGAGCAUCGCACUCUUUCCAAAGAAACGCAUCGUCUGUACUACUACUUUCAAGAGUACGAACCGGUGUUUGAUCAGCAACGUCUGGCAAAAGUGCUGAGCGACGGGUCCGAAGAAUGGACACAGGCUCGCGCUGUGCGGUCGUAAAUCGUCUGCGAACGGUUCUGAUUGAGUGCUGUAUAUUUGAGCGCGUGCAUCUUACAAUACAAGGUCAUUUUCCGCAUGACUAUUGGGGCUGAGUGGCAUUGUUGAGGGAGAUGCCGGUUUCCUUCCCCAGUCCGAAAAACGCGUGCCUGAAUCCACCUCUUCCUAUGCUCCCUCAUAAUUG